AUGGAGGGCUCCGCCUACCCGGGGGAGGAGGAGGAGGAGGAGGAAGAAGAGGAGGUGGAGCCUCCUUACGGCCGCGGCGCCCACUCGUGCUCCUCCCUCAUCCGCCUCGAGCAGGAGGCCAAGCGCAGGAAACGGGCGCAGCAACAGCAGCGCCGGCUCUACACCAUCAUGCCAGGUGAGGGACGCCCGCCGCCCCCUUUCCCUCACCUUGCCCCCUGCCCGCCGUUGGGAAUAAAGGAUUUGAUUCGCAGGUGCACUGGAUUCAUCUUCCAGAAGGUUGGCAAACUAGCAGCGACCGCAGUGGGAGGAGGUUUCUUUCUGCUCCAGCUUGCAAACCACACGGGCUACAUCAAGAUCGACUGGAAGAUGGUGGAGAGAGACGUGAGCAAAGCCAAGAAGCACCUGAAGUUUUCUGGCAGCACCUCCAGCAAGCUGGUGCCAGAGGUGAAGAGCCAAUUCGACGAGGCGGUCAGUUUCCUGAAGAGGAACGUCCUGCUGUCCGGAGGCUUCGUGGGUGGCUUCUUGCUCGGCAUGGCUUCUUAAGGAAUCCCCACCCCAAUCUGCCUUUCCACCGGCUGGCCUGGCGGCCAUCUCCCGCUCCGUUCCUCAUACUGCCUGAUUUAGCCCGCUGAAGCAUUCGGCCUCCUGACUUGCCUUUCUUUCGAUACCUGCAAAGUAGCAUCCGGAAACACCACUGCUAGCCUUUCUUCCCUUCUCCCCCCGCCACCCCCAAAUUUGUUAAUUCGAUACAGGAGGGAAUUUGGAUCGAUCUUCAAGAUGCAUUUCAAUCCCUGCCUGAGAUGCCAGAAUCUGCAGAAAUUCCUCCUUCCCUCCCACACAUUUAUUUAUUUUUCCUUUACUGGCAUAACCUAGACAACUUACUGUGGAAGGACCCAUCGCACCUGCUUUUGUGUUCAUCCUCUCCUUAAGUGUCAAGAGUACCUCCUCCACCACCUAGGAGAAGCAAGCAGGUCAACAGGACGGGACGAGAGCAUGUCCUGUGAAAUAACUGCCAUCCAGAAAUGGCUGCUUCUCCCCGGCUUCCUAACAAAAGCCCGGGCCUGAGAGCAACAGCUUCUUGGACUCGCUCAUCCAAGGUUGUUUUUUUCUUUUUCUUUUUUCAUUUAUACUACAAGAUGACUGGAAAAAAUCUGUGGAAACUCUUGACUCUGCCGUGUUGGGAUUCUCUGUAGUCCUCUGUUGUCUGACCUGGAGGCCUGGAAAGAUUUGGUAGCGCUGCCUCUCAAGGAAAAUAAUCUUAAAACUGGGUUCUUUGAUAGUGGAAGGGGCUGCAGGAUUAGAGCCUGGCCUUUUUGCAGAUGUUCGAGAUAAACCCAAGUCUCGGCCGAGACCGCUAGUGAAUCCCGGGAGUGGAAUGAAUGUGGAUGGCCUCGACUCUCUGGUUCAGAACUCCUGGGCGGUGGGGUGAAGUGUGAAGGGGCAACUGGGUGGGUUUGCUUAUGCCCUGAGCACUGCAUAAGAGAACUAACUUUACCCCAGAGCAAAAGCAGCCAAAUUCUGGGCUCCAUUGCCUGAAGUUUGUUUUCCCUUUAUAGGAAUUGCGAUAUGGAGCAGGAAGAUAUGUGUGUGCUUCCUCCUGAGGUUCUUGCCACCUCAUCUGUGGGAUAGCAACAAUAGGUUGUAAAGCUGUCAUCCUUUUUCUUUUUUUUUUCUUCCCCUCCCAGUUCCUAUAAAUGCAUACAUUAUUGAAUAACAGCAGCUUUCUUGGCCUAGAACCUCUUUCAUUGGUUUUCAUAGGUAGAACUCUGUGCCAUUAAAAGCUUACACCGUCCUCCCAAGAGUGUUUUUUAGCAAUAGUGAUAGCAUGUAUACUUACAGGCCGCCCUGUAGUUGCUUACAGGAUUCUCUGGGUGGUUUACAAGGUAGAAAUAGCAUUUGCAUAUUGCGCCCCGCAACAGUCCGGGUCCUCAUUUUAGUGACCUCAGAAGGAUGGAAAGCUGAGUCAACCUAGAGCCCCAUAAGGAUCGAACUCUUGGCACUGGGCAGAGUCCGUUUGCCAUAUAGUACUGCAUUCUUACCCACUGCGCCAUCAGGGCUUAUAUGUGCCCUCAGGAUUCAUGGAAUGUUUCUAAGAACAUAUAGGACUACCUUGCAAAACUCCAUCCUCUGGUUUUCAUGAGACUAUCCGAGGAAAACAACCAGCUUGAUAUUCUAAUAAGUUGGACCCUCCAGAGUUAAAGGCCGACGGGCUGUCACAGCCAAUCACUGAUCUCCUCACCUGAAUGAAGGCAACUAGAACACUUCAUCCUUAGCGUAGGGUUUUGAUCAGACAAGGAGCCAUCCCCAUGGGUGGUGUGUUUCGACCAUAGAGAUGGGGUAAUGGGAAAUCUAGACAGUCACAUUUGAAGAACCUCGGGUUAGGGAAAGCGGAAGGUGUGUGUACGAGUGUCGCUGUGGCUGCUCAUCAGUCUUCACUUGGCACAGAUGGGAAACUAGGUUGGCCUAGACUUGUGAAAGAAAGGUGAGCUCUAGGAAAAUGUGUUUAUUAAUGGCUAACGCCGAGGAAACUUUUGUUGCAGCCGAUGGACUAGCAAAAAGUCACUGCAAGUUACCUGCUCAGCAUCAACUAACAAAUUAGGUUUCCUGUCUAUGGAGGUUCUCAGUGAUCCAGAUCAUUGGUUAUUCCAAAUGUGCUUCUUUUCAGGAGGCAAAACUGGACUUUCUGGUUUUUCUUUGAAGACGUUUCGCUUCUCAUCCAAGAAGCUUCUUCAGCUCUUUUUU
Molecule: messenger RNA, 2742 nt
Organism: Notechis scutatus (mainland tiger snake)
Lineage: Eukaryota; Metazoa; Chordata; Lepidosauria; Squamata; Elapidae
Source: RefSeq, a predicted model, not a curated record